Molecule: messenger RNA, 1560 nt
Organism: Mercurialis annua (annual mercury)
Lineage: Eukaryota; Viridiplantae; Streptophyta; Magnoliopsida; Malpighiales; Euphorbiaceae
Product: hydroxyproline O-galactosyltransferase HPGT1
Exons: 11
Coding region: 179-1222 (347 amino acids)
Cellular component (GO): Golgi membrane
Molecular function (GO): hexosyltransferase activity
Source: RefSeq, a predicted model, not a curated record
ACUUCCGUUGGGCUAUCAACAGAGGCCAAUACAAGAUCUUCUUGGCUAUCCAAAUCAAGAACCGAGAUUUGCUUAGAUUAAUGCAAAAAAAAAGUGUAAAGUUUGAUACUUUAGUUAUCUAUGUAAGAUCCAGUGACAUAAUUCAGAUUACAAAGCUGUAAAAUUUUCGGAGUUUGAAAUGAUGUAUAGCAGUGGCAGUAAAGGAUUGAACAAUAGAGUAUCUUCUACUGCACUUUAUGGAUCAAGAAUUUCACUUCUAUUGCUCUCAAUGUUUGCAACUUUCUCUGCAAUUUAUGUGGCUGGCAGAUUGUGGCAGGAUACAGAGACCAGAGUUUAUUUGAUUAAAGAACUUGAUAAAAUAACUGGCCAGGGACGAGCUGCUAUUUCGGUGGACGAUACAUUGAAGAUAAUUUCAUGCAGGGAGCAACAAAAGAAGUUAUCAGCUAUUGAGAUGGAAUUGGCUGCAGCUAAACAAGAGGGUUUUAGUUCAAGCAUAUUAACAGAGAAAGAUAGUAAAAAUUCAAAGAAAAGACAUCUAGCAGUCAUAGGAAUAUUUACAACAUUUGGCAGAAAGAACAACAGGAACGCUAUCCGUAAAGCAUGGAUGGGAACUGGUACGGCAUUGAAGAAAUUGGAGAAUGAAAAAGGCAUAGUUGUUCGUUUCAUUGUUGGAAGAAGUGCCAAUCGUGGAGACAGUUCAGACAGGGCAAUUGAUGAUGAAAAUAGACAAGCCAAUGACUUCAUUAUUCUUGAUAACCAUGUUGAGGCUGUUGAGGAGUUCCCGAAGAAAGCUAAAUUAUUCUUUGCUCAUGUUGUGGAUAAAUGGGAUGCCGAAUUCUAUGUGAAAGUCAAUGACAAUGUAUAUGUUAAUAUUGAUGCUCUUGGAACAACAUUAGCAGCUCACCUGAACAAGCCACGUGUUUACAUUGGUUGUAUGAAGUCGGGCGAAGUUUUCUCUGAACCAAGUCGUAAAUGGUAUGAACCAGAUUGGUGGAAGUUUGGUGAUAAGAAAUCGUACUUUCGCCAUGCUUCCGGCGAGAUGUAUGUCAUAUCGCAAGCUUUAGCAAAAUUCGUAUCGAUAAACAGAGAUAUUCUUCGCACUUACGGGCAUGAUGACGUUAGUGCCGGAUCCUGGUUUAUUGGGCUUGAUGUCAAACAUGUAGAUGAAGGGAAGCUUUGCUGCUCAUCCUGGUCAUCAGGUGCUAUUUGUGCUGGUGUUUAACUUCGAUUUGGUUCAAUAUCCUGUGAAGCAAAUCAAGUAUCGGCCGAUUCGGGAAUUUCAUCAGUUGAUUUACCCUUUUAGAAAAUUAAAUUAGUUAUAUUGAAAAUACCACAGAUAGGAAAGUUUAAGAAUUAUAUGAAAAUGGAUCAUCUUUAGCAGUCCACAAUAGCAAGAUUCUGUUUUUGUGCUGCAAUCAAUGUAAAUUUAGUUGAUUCUUUUAUUUGUGAUCAUUUUGUAACUAAACUAUAAUUUGUAAGGGUUCUGCGUAACACAUGUGUAAUGCCAUCAAUUUGGAAUAGCUAUAACAAAGUUCGGAUUAAAAAUAUUGUCGAAAUUAA